Molecule: messenger RNA, 499 nt
Organism: Limulus polyphemus (Atlantic horseshoe crab)
Lineage: Eukaryota; Metazoa; Arthropoda; Merostomata; Xiphosura; Limulidae
Product: phosphoglycolate phosphatase 1B, chloroplastic-like
Exons: 6
Coding region: 44-499 (151 amino acids)
Cellular component (GO): cytoplasm
Molecular function (GO): phosphatase activity
Source: RefSeq, a predicted model, not a curated record
UGUACGUCAUAGGUGGAGCUAUAUCUUAGCCGGCUAUUUCACGAUGACGAGGAGGCUUGAUGUAUCUGCUAUAAACAGCGGAUUUUUGGAUUCUUUUGACUUCGUUCUGACAGAUUGUGAUGGAGUACUUUGGAAUGGAAACGAGGUAAUUCCAGGAGCAAAGGAAACUAUAAAUGCUCUUCAAGAGAUGGGAAAGACUGUGAUUUUUGUUACAAACAAUAGUACUAAGGCAAGGAAUGAGUACAACAAGAAGUGUGAGAUGCUAGGUUUUAAAGCAAGUAUGGAUAAAAUAUUUCCAACUUCCUACUGUGUAGCAGUAUACUUGAAGUCCAUAGAAUUCAGAAAAAAGGUGUAUGUCUUUGGAAGUACUGGUAUCACAGGGGAGCUGGAAAAGGCUGGGAUCCCAUUUUUACCCAUUGGACCAGAUACAUUACCUGAAGUAGAAAAUUGGCAUGAGUGGGUAACAAAAGAUUUGAAGUUAGAUCCUGAGUAUACAUAA